AUGGUUGAUCUCGAUUUGCCCGAAACACCGGUGCCGGUCUGGCUGGAUUGUGAUCCCGGCCAUGAUGACACCUUUGCCAUCCUCCUAGCAGCCUACCACCCAACAAUAAAGCUGCUGGGCCUCUCAACCGUCUUCGGAAACGCCCCCCUCGAGAAAACCACAAACAACGCCACCUCAAUCCUCACAGCAAUCGGCAAACACAAUGACAUCCCCGUCCACGUCGGCGCCGCAAAGCCAAUGUCCCGCCCGCCCAUGCAAGCCGCCACCGACAUCCACGGCGAAUCCGGCCUAGACGGCACCGACCUCCUCCCCCAACCCGCCAAGGACGCAAACCGCUCCGUCCCGGCCAUCGACGCCAUGGCCGCCGCCCUCUCCGCCCAGCCCGCCGGAACAGCCUGGCUCGUCGCCACGGGCUCCCUCACCAACGUUGCCGAGCUGUUCGCAAAGUACCCGGACCUGGUCUCCCACCUCAAGGGGUUAAGCAUCAUGGGCGGCGCCAUCGGCGACGGCUUCACCGACAUCGUCCUGGGUGUCGUGGACGGCGUGCCGCGCGUGGGCAACUGGACGCCGUGGGCCGAGUUCAAUAUCAUCAUCGACCCCGAGGCCGCGGCUGCCGUGUUUCAUAACAAGGCGCUCGCGGCCAAGACGACGCUUGUGCCGUUGGAUCUGUCGCAUCAGGUUCUUGCUACCGAGGAGGUGCGGGAUGCGCUUCUGUACGGGACGCACGGCGGGGAGAAGACGGGCAAGGGAAAGACGACGUUGAGGCAGAUGUUGGUUGAGCUGCUCAUGUUCUUCGCCAAGACGUAUAGCGACGUCUUCGGCAUCACAGCCGGACCCCCCCUCCACGACCCCCUCGCCGUAGCCGCCGUGCUGACGGGCACGCGGCACGAGAUCCCCUUUCACGACUACGAUGCCAAAAAGGGCAACUGCGUAAAGUACCACGAGCGCUUCGAUCUCACCGUCGUCGCGGAGGGCGACCUCGAAGAAGCCAAGAGCGGCAAGUCGCAGCUGGGGCGGACCAUCGCUAAAGCCCUGCCGCCGGGGAGCGAGGGCGUGAGGAUACCGCGCGGGCUGGAUAUUCCCAUGUUCUGGAGGGUGAUUGAGGAGUGUACGGAGAGGGCGGAUCGGGUUAAUGCGGGUGAGGUGGGCGGGUUGAAGGAGGGUGGGACGUUGGAGAAGUGA
Molecule: messenger RNA, 1182 nt
Organism: Colletotrichum godetiae
Lineage: Eukaryota; Fungi; Ascomycota; Sordariomycetes; Glomerellales; Glomerellaceae
Product: inosine-uridine preferring nucleoside hydrolase
Exons: 4
Coding region: 1-1182 (393 amino acids)
Biological process (GO): purine nucleoside catabolic process
Cellular component (GO): cytosol
Molecular function (GO): purine nucleosidase activity
Source: RefSeq, a predicted model, not a curated record